Cylindrotheca closterium is the source of this 978-nucleotide messenger RNA. The record is from the annotation of a GenBank genome assembly. Lineage: Eukaryota; Bacillariophyta; Bacillariophyceae; Bacillariales; Bacillariaceae.
AUGGGAAAUUGCGUGACCCAAGAGAUGCCCCAGCCCCAGCAAAGGCGGCGGGCACCUAAUACUGAAGAAGACGAAUAUGAAACAAGAUCAGUUGCUACCACUCCAACAAGAGAUCCUGAAGUCCGUGGAGCAGAAGACCCAUCAUCGUCCAACGGAUAUUCUCCGUCCGAGAAAGAAAUCACUGAGAAGAGAAAAGAAGGUCUAUCGAAGCCUAUCCAAGAUUCGGCGGGCGCAAGCGUUUGUGAGCCUCCAAUUGAGGAGCCACCGUUGAUUAAGCAUGAGAUCAGCGAGCCCGCCAAAGAUACCAAAGAUAGUGCUGUCGCUGAAUCUCCUGCCCCCAAGAAAGAAGAACCAGACAUUGUCAUCCCACCAGAAGGAGGAGAGUCUUUGGAGGCAGCAGAUCAAGCUGAGAUGAAGCAUGCGUCAUCCAGAAACCUUGGUAAGAUGGGUGCGGAAAUUCCAUCGGAUACUGACUCCAUGUCUCUGUCGAGCCAAGUCAGUUCUAACGAGGUGGAACCAGCAGCAGCUGCUGGUAGUCAUACAGUGGACAAGAAGCCUGCAAAGGCUCCCACCAGUAACAGCACAUUCAAGAGAUCCGCUGGUAUCUUCCUUAGUUCGAUCGGUUUGUUGGCUGGAUCCAUUAUGCUGACGCAAAGCAGUGGUCCACAAGACAUUCAAAGCAUUCUGAUUCCAAAAGCAGAAUCGUUGCCUCGUCCUCCCAUGGACUGCAAGGGCGACGAUUGCCCUUUUCUAAACUGGUUGGAUACUCGCGAAGGUUUGUGUUCCCCGGAUCAGAAAAGGUCAGUGGCAGACGUCAAGUUUACACCUUGCCCACCAUAUAGCUCCAAUAGCACUCUGCCCCUGGCCUCGGCCCCGGCGUGCAACUUUGCUUCUUGGGUAGAUGCCCAAGACAAGAUUGACAAGUGCUCUCUUGACACGGACAAGAGAUUCGACCAAAUCUGGUCCAAAUAUAUGUAA